AUGGCUUUUUGGGGCGUCGAGGUAAAACCUGGGAAGCCAAUCACUCACUAUUGCGAAAAGGCUAGAGGAAGGCUUCGAAUUUCUCAGGCAACUCUUGGAAAUAGAUAUGCUACAAUGAGGUCAACAGUGCAGUGUAAUGUAGGUAGAAGGAGUCCAGUCUUGCUCUAUGUGUUGAUGCCUGAAAAAACGGAGUCUUGCCAUUUAGAUUUGGAAUUUGAGGAGGCUGAUGAUGUGGUCUUUUUUGUUAUGGUCUUUUCUGUUAUCGGCCCACGAAGUCUGUUCCUCAGUGGUUAUUACGUCCAGAAAAUUCAGGGCAUACGUCCGCACGAUGAUUCGUAUCCUUAUUUUGUUUUUGAAUUCUUAGCUUCUUUUACUUCUUUGUUGGGGUGUGAGGUCGGUGAAAAGUCAAAAUUCAGAAAGGAAAAGAAAAAGGCACUCAAAAAAGAACAGGAAAAUAAAAAAGCAUUCAAAAAGGAAGAGAAAACCCACACCAUUCAAGCAGCCAAGGAUAGCAACACUGUUCUGGCAGAGGAAAAUGUGCACGAGGAUUUCAGUAGAAAUUCCAAUGAUGAUCUAACAAAGAAGAGAAAAAGUGAACUGCAGCUGGAAGGAAAAAGUGUAAAAGGAACUGACAAUCAAUGUGGUUUACAGCAGGCGGAAAACCAGACUCAAGAAUAA
Striga asiatica is the source of this 678-nucleotide messenger RNA. The record is from the annotation of a GenBank genome assembly. Lineage: Eukaryota; Viridiplantae; Streptophyta; Magnoliopsida; Lamiales; Orobanchaceae.